This is a messenger RNA of Etheostoma spectabile (orangethroat darter), 3725 nucleotides long. RefSeq names its product AFG3-like protein 1. Lineage: Eukaryota; Metazoa; Chordata; Actinopteri; Perciformes; Percidae. Gene Ontology annotation, cellular component: m-AAA complex. Gene Ontology annotation, biological process: mitochondrial protein processing. Gene Ontology annotation, molecular function: ATP hydrolysis activity; metalloendopeptidase activity; ATP binding. The record is from RefSeq and is a predicted model, not a curated record.
CACCCUCCCGUUGACAUUACGCACCGCCGUUGCUCUUAUUCAAUAACACUUCUUGGCGCAACGCGAUGAACUUCAGGGGACGAAAUUAAGCAAAAAAGGUUGUGUAUUUUGGACUGAAAGACGGCACGCGGCACGGGGAGGAUGUCUCAGCUGCUGAGGCUUCUCUCGGCGGCCGGCCUACCUCUCUGCCGGGCUGGAGGAGCCCGGGCUCGGCUGUCUGCGGUAGCCGCACGACGGCUCUUCAUAGCCGGGUACAGAAGCUCGGCAGCCCCGAACGCCAGUCGGACUCCGGCCAACGUCUUCUCCUGGCGCAGGUUCCAGUCGGCUCAGCGCCGGCUCUACGCCACCGAACCCAAAGAUGGAAAAGGAGGAGCAGAGGAGGGAGGAGGAGGAUCCUCAGGUGGAGGGAAGAGAAGGAAAGACUGGUGGAGCCGAAUGCAAAAGGUCUCGUCCCCCUGGGACGAGAAGGAUUUCCGUUACCUGGCGAUCACCGUUGCCGGGGCCAGUUCGGCGCUGCUGUAUUUCUACUUCAGAGACAACGGGCGAGAGAUCAGCUGGAAGGACUUCGUCCACCGCUACGUGGGCCGGGGAAUGGUGGAGCGGUUAGAGGUCGUCAACAAACAGUACGUCCGAGUUAUCCUGGUGCCGGGCGCCGACGCCGACGCGAGCUACGUCUGGUUCAAAACUCGGCACGUGGACACUUUUGAGAGAAACCUUGAGGCGGCGCAUAGGAGCGCGGCUGGAGCCGUCCGCCGCCCGCCGGUCGUCUGCACCGAGAGCGACGGCUCCUUCCUGAUGAGCAUGAUACCGACCCUGCUGCUCAUCAGCUUCCUGCUCUUCACUCUGCGGCGAGGACCAAUGGGAGGAGGCCCUGGCGGCGGAAGGGGCGGGCCCUUCAGCAUGAGCGAGUCGACGGCGAAGAUGAUGAAGGACAACAUCGAGGUGAAGUUCAAGGACGUGGCCGGCUGCGAGGAGGCGAAGCUGGAGAUCCUCGAGUUCGUCAACUUCCUGAAGAACCCGAAACAGUACCAGGACCUCGGGGCCAAGAUCCCCAAAGGUGCCGUGCUGUCCGGACCCCCCGGGACGGGGAAGACUCUUCUGGCCAAGGCCACCGCCGGCGAGGCCAACGUCCCCUUCAUCACCGUCAACGGCUCCGAGUUCCUGGAGAUGUUCGUGGGCGUCGGUCCCGCCCGGGUGAGGGACAUGUUCGCCAUGGCGAGGAAGAACGCUCCCUGCAUCCUCUUCAUCGACGAGAUCGACGCCGUGGGGAGGAAGCGGGGGGGCGGCAACUUUGGCGGCCAGAGCGAGCAGGAGAACACGCUGAACCAGCUCCUGGUGGAGAUGGACGGAGCUGGUUCAGCGUGUUCUCCUGCUCGAUCUGCGCCAAAGUUCCGCCAGACCCCCUCUUCCUCCCCACGGCUCAUCGCGAUCUCGAGUGAGAGAUGCAGGACCGUUCUUUCCUCGCCACUGGCGCGAACAUGUCCCUCACCUGCAGAGAAGAACACCAACACAGCAUCCGACAAGAUCCGAGAGAUCGCAGCGUGGCAGAGCAAGGUGGCCUCUGCAAGACGAGAGACGCCGAGGAUCUACGAGAGGAGUAACCCCCCUUCAUCCUCACCCCAACCACCAAACAAGAGAGACUACGACAACCAUCACGCCCCUUCGCUCCCCCCUGCAGAGCAGCACCAGCAACACCACCCCCAGAGCGAGAGACCGAGACAGAGGCUUUUCUUUCCUUCCCGUUUCCUCUUAGGUCCGCCGGACAUUAAGGGCCGAGCGUCCAUCUUUAAAGUCCACCUGCGACCAAUCAAACUGGACCCCAACAUGGACAAAGACAUUCUCGCCAGGAAGAUGGCCGCUGCCACGCCGGGGUUCACCGGAGCCGACAUCGCCAACGUCUGCAACGAGGCGGCGCUGAUCGCCGCCCGGCACCUGAACGCAUCGGUCGCCGGGAAACACUUCGAACAGGCCAUCGACCGCGUCAUCGGAGGUCUGGAGAAGAAGACUCAGGUGCUGCAGCCGGCGGAGAAGAAGACGGUGGCGUACCACGAGGCGGGGCACGCCAUCGUGGGCUGGUUCCUGCAGCACGCCGACCCGCUGCUCAAGGUACGGGGCGGGAGAAGACGUCAAAAAGACGUGGAGCGGUUAGAGGUAGUAACAAAGCAGUCGUCCGAGAUCCUGGUGCCGGUGCGGCCGAAGCCGACGCGCUCCUUCCUGAUGAGCAUGAUAUCCGACCCUGCUGUCAUAGCUUCCUGCUCUUCACUCUGCGCGCGAGGACCAAUGGGAGGGAUGCCCUGGCGGCGGAAGGGGGGGCCUCAGCAUGAGCGGAGUGUCGACGGGCGAAGAGGAUUGAAGGCAACAUCGAUGGUGAAGUCAAGGACGUGGCCGGACUGCGAGGAGGCGAAGCGGGAGAUCCCGAGUUCGUCAAGUCUUCCUAAGAACCCGAAACAGGUGCCGUGCCUGUCCGGACCCCCGGGUACGGGGAAGACUCUUCUGGCCAAGGCCACCGCCGUGCGAGGCCACGAUUCCUUCAUCACCGUUCAACGCGGCUCCGAGUUUCCUGGAGAUGUUCGUGGGCGGUCCGUCUCGGACAUGAAGGGCCGAGCGCGCAUCUUUAAAGUCCACCUGACGACCCAAUCAAAACUGGACCCCAACCAUGGACAAAGACAUUUCUCGCCAGGAAGAUGGCACGCUGCCACGCCGGGGUUCCACCGGUACGUUCCCGCCGCAUGUCGUCACUGUUUCCAUCUGGAGGCUCUGUUAGGAGUCCGACAUCGCCAACGUCUGCAACGAGCGGCGGCGCUGAUCGCCGCCCGGCACCUGAACCAGCGCACCUCGUCGCGGGGGAAACACUUCGAACAGGCCAUCGACCGCGUCAUCGGAGGGAGUGUGGAGCCUUCGUUUGAAACAAAAAUUUCUUCUGGCCGCGGCGAGUAUGACGACGUGUGCUGCGUGGUGCAGUUUGGGAUGAGUGAGAAGGUGGGGCAGGUAUCGUUUGAGCUGCCCCGGCAGGGCGAGAUGGUGCUGGAGAAGCCGUACAGCGAGGCCACGUCGGAGCUCAUCGACCAGGAGGUCCGGGAGCUGGUGGAGCGGGCGUACCAGAGAACCCUGGAGCUCAUCCAGGACAAGAAGGAGCUGGUGGAGAUGGUGGGGAAGCGUCUCCUGGAGAAGGAAGUCCUGGACAAGGCGGACAUGUUGGAGCUGCUGGGCCCGCGGCCGUUCGAGGAGAAGUCCACGUACGAGGAGUUUGUGGAGGGGACGGGCAGCUUCGAGGAGGACACCAGCCUGCCGGAGGGACUCAAAGACUGGAACCAGGAGAGAGGGGGGGAGGGGGAGGACGCGGCGGGCCCGACUCCGGAGAAACAGCUGGCCGCGUAGAGCCGCCGGGACACGCGGAUCAGAACCAAACAGAUAAAACAACAACUCAAGACUGACUUUUACAGCCUUGGAUGGUCAAUUAUUCCCAAAAUUCAUUUGACUUUGUUUCCCGACGACUGAAUCCAUCACAGAAAAGUUGUCCAUUUCAUCCAAUUUGUCCCCACAACGCUCACUGUGGACCCUCUGAAUCUUAAUUCUGGGCCGACACGCGUGGACAUAUUUAGAGUUUUGAUUGUUUCUGUUUCAGACACAUGGACACAGGAGAAGGAAAGGGAUGAAUAAAGUAAUUUAAGGACACAAAUGAUUGAUUUAAAGGACACAAAUGAAGUUGUUGAAGUCUCUAAAUG